UCUGACAAGGCGUAGUUUUUGAUAUUGUCAACUGAACUCGCGCUGUUGACGUUAUGAGUCACUUCACUGCGUGUUGAUGAACGCUAGACAAGACGCAAGUGUCGCGGUGACAGCGCCGAAAGAGCGAUUUUGAUGUGACUCAACCAGCUGCGGAAAACUUAUUGGCUCCGUUAGUGGCUGACUUGACUGAUGGACGGAAGGAAAUCCCGAUAAGCAACUUCGACACAAGGGAGAAAAGGGACUCGCGCAAUUGACGCACUCUCAGUGUCAUAGUGCCCUCUGAUCGUGAAAAGCAAAGAAAAAAAAACGAGUGGUUCUGUGUGUAUGUAUAGCAUAUUAGUGAGUAAUUUUCCUCUAACUCGGCCGAACUGAUGCGUUACGACGGCGGGGGAGGUGUUGUCAUGGUGAAGAACACGAGGAAGAACAGUUUGAGUUUGUGGUCUCCGCCGGCAACUGUCGCUCAAGCCCUGGCUGCCUCGAACACACCUACGGACGUUGUACUUCUUCAUUCCGGGUACCGAGUGUUGGUCCUCGUCGAGGCCAGGGUACCCGUGCAGGGAAAGCACAGCCAGUGCGUGGUUCACGGCCGAGACUGGGCGCGUUACGAAAUUUCUGGGCAGGCGAUGUGCAGUCUUGGUCUAGCAUUUUGA
Notodromas monacha is the source of this 650-nucleotide messenger RNA. The record is from the annotation of a GenBank genome assembly. NCBI's taxonomy places the organism in Eukaryota, Metazoa, Arthropoda, Ostracoda, Podocopida, Cyprididae.